AUGUUUCAGUCCUUCAGGAUUCUGGCCUUCUUGGCUUGCGCGGCCUCUCUGCGCGGGGAGCGAGAGAAGUUCGUGUCCGAGGAGGCACAGGAUGAUGAGGCCGCGUACAAGCAAUUCCGUCAAGAGUUUAACCGCACCGCCGAAGACAGCAUCGCUUACCUGGAGCGCUUGGCACACUUCAGGCGUUUUCGCGCCGCAGUAGCACGGCACAACGCUCGCCCAGAUGCGAGCUGGAGGGCAGUGGUCGGGCCUUUUGCCGACUAUACAGACGCAGAGUUCAAGGCGCUGCUUGGACAUCGCCGCACCUUCAGACCAGAGGUCAAGGCCGCAAGCUCCUUCUUGCAGACUGAGCCCCACAAGACAAUUGCUAGCACUGUCGACUGGACUGACAAACUCAGUUCCGUCAGAAGUGUCAAGGAGCAAGGUUCAUGUGGUUCCUGCUGGGCGGUGGCGGCCAUUGGCGCAUUGGAGAUGCACGCAGAGCUGGCGUUGCAGAAGGCUGGCUCUGCCCUCUCCUCCAACCAGGUGAAGGAUUGCUCCACAAAUCCAAAGCACUGUGGGGGCAGUGGCGGCUGCCAGGGUUCCACCUCGGAGCUUGCAUAUGACUACAUUGUGAAAAACGGCAUUGCCCUCGACAGCACCUACGGAGGGGACAAGAAUCGCGAUUCAAGCUGCCAGGCACACAAGCCCUACUUGCGCAUUGGAGGCUUUCAGCCUUUGCCCGUGAACAAGCUCCAGCCGCUGAUGGAAGCGGUAUCUACGAAAGGGCCGGUCGUUGUGUCCAUCGAUGCUUCCGGCUGGAAUUCCUACGGCGGUGGCAUCUUCGAUAGCUGCGACAAGGAUGCUGUUGUGAACCAUGCUGUGGUUUUGGUUGGCUACGGCAAGUCAAAGUCGGAGAACAAGGAGUACUGGCUCAUUCGCAACUCCUGGGGCGAGGGUUGGGGUGAGAAGGGCUUCAUCCGACUGCUCCGUCACAGUGGCGACCAAGGCGAUGCAGGCUACUGUGGCACGGACCGAAACCCGAAGGAAGGCGUUGGUUGCGACGGCGGACCCCCGGAAAUUCCUGUGUGUGGGAUGUGCGGUGUACUCUCGGAUUCCGUGUAUCCUACCGGACUCCAGCUCGCCUGA
Molecule: messenger RNA, 1128 nt
Organism: Symbiodinium sp. CCMP2592
Lineage: Eukaryota; Dinophyceae; Suessiales; Symbiodiniaceae
Source: the annotation of a GenBank genome assembly